Messenger RNA from Bolinopsis microptera, 2865 nucleotides. RefSeq names its product mutS protein homolog 5-like. Gene Ontology annotation, biological process: chiasma assembly; mismatch repair. The transcript is spliced from 2 exons. The record is from RefSeq and is a predicted model, not a curated record. Bases 64 to 2709 code for a protein of 881 amino acids. NCBI's taxonomy places the organism in Eukaryota, Metazoa, Ctenophora, Tentaculata, Lobata, Bolinopsidae. Gene Ontology annotation, molecular function: mismatched DNA binding; ATP binding; ATP-dependent DNA damage sensor activity. Gene Ontology annotation, cellular component: nucleus.
AUCUAUUACAUUUAUUGAGUAUUAUUCAGACUAUUCUGCUUACUUUCUAUAAGUUCAGGUCAAAUGGCUUCUGUCGGUGCAGAGCAGCAAUCUGUGUCAUUCACAUCAAACGAUGAUUCAUCGUUUGAUAACAUCACGAAGCUUGAGAAUGAAAUGGAGCUAGAUACAUCUCCAGUUUCAACGGUACAUCGUUCAAAACGACCGAAAUUAAAACAAAAACAGCCCAAGAACAAAGCUAAAGAUUCCUCCGUGCGUUUUGAUGAUCCUCCGUCUGGUUUAUCGAGUGAUUCCAACAUAAACUUGGAAAUUAACGCAGAUGACAUAAUUUCUACACAAAUAGGCAAUCAAGCAAAUGAUUCCUCAGUAUCAGUUACCUACCGCAGUUUUCUUUCCUUGAUCCUUCAUCAAAACAGUCUUGGAGCGGCCUAUUAUGACACAGAAAAUUGUGUUCUAAAUGUCUUCAAGGAAAUUUCCGAGACAAAUUCAUUUUCCAAUUGUCUAAACAUAUGUUUACAGUGCUAUCCUGACAAGAUAAUAGUUAGCACUAAGCAAAAAUCGACUCUUAUUGAUGCGAUCAACUCACAAUACUUUAAUGACGGUGAGAGUGGAAUUGAAGUUGUUUCCCACUCCUUGUUUGCGUACGAAAUGGCUAAACGGCGACUUCAGAGUCUUCAACUUAGUUCUCAGCAAUCAUCAGAGUUGACAGACGAACAAAGAGAUGUAUGGGCUAGCUCAGUCCUUGAUUUUGGUGAUACAAACAGUAUUAAAGCUGCAGGGGCCUUACUGCGUUACAUUGAUCAAAAUAGAAUUGGAAUAGAGCUAGAAGAAAGCUUCAUUCAGGCACCAAUUCUAGCUGUUGCUCAAGUCUCUGUUCCAUUAACACUCUUCCUAGACAAUGACACGUUUCUUGCAUUGCAGAUAUUUCAAGAUGAAAGCCAUCCCUCAAGUGCUAAAAGAGGUUCAAAUAGCUCUGGCAAAGAGGGUCUGAGUUUAUUUGGUCAGAUGGACCGAACAAAGUCGAGGCUUGGAUCUUUGAAACUCAAGCAUUGGUUCAAAACUCCCUCAAAGGAUAUCAAUAUUAUUCUCCAGCGACAGGAGGCCAUUGGUUAUUUCUCUCUCAAUGAGAACCUUGAUAAGGUCAUCGCUCUAAACGACUGCCUAAAAAAUAUCAAGAAUCAAACACAUAUCAUCGCUAAAAUGACAAGUUCUCACAUUUCGGUCCAUGAUUGGCACACCCUGUACAAAACUCUGUAUAAUUCUAUUUGUUUGCUUGAUCUGUGCAACUCUCUGGAAAACGGUAUUGAAACUGUUGAAUUGAUCCAAAAGGCUGACUUUUCCAAUCUGCGAGAGAUCCUAGCUAUGAUCAACAAGAUAAUGGAUUUCGAGGAGUCAAAAUUAAAGAACAGAUUUGUCGUAAAGCAUGGGAUUGACAGAGAUUUAGAUGAAAAGAAACGGGUGUUCAAUGGCUUGCCAGAACUUAUGACUAAGGUAGCUGAACAAGAACUAUCACAACUUGAUGACAGAGUUCUGGAGUGUAAUGUUAUAUAUCUACCACAGCUGGGGUACUUGCUAGCAAUUCCUCACUACCCAUUCAUCAAGGAAGAUGACGGUUACAUACUCCGAAAUCUUGACUUCAUGUUUUUGAGCAACGGAACUUUGUACUAUAAAAGUGAGCACACUAAGGAGCUGGAUAGACUUCUUGGUGACACUCAAAGCGAAAUAUGUGAUCAUGAGUCUGGUAUCAUGCAUAGGCUUCAAAACACUAUUUUACAGUAUGUGAAGCUUAUAUUGAAAGCUCUUGAUUUUUCGGCAGAGUUAGAUUGUAUCAUAUCCAUUGCUUCUUUCGCCAAAGACAACAAUUUGGUAUUUCCGAAAAUGACGGCAAACAAGAAAAUUAAUAUACAUGGCGGCAGACACAUUUUGCAUGAAAUGUGCUCUCAUCAAUUUGUUUGUAACAAUUCUCUCUUUAAUCCAAAUGAUGGUUACAUGAAAGUAAUAUCCGGACCAAAUGCUUGUGGCAAAAGUGUUUACCUCAAACAGACUGCUCUUAUAGUCUACAUGGCACAUCUGGGAGCUCCAGUUCCUGCCGAGCAAGCUGAAGUUUGUGUCUGUGAUUCAAUUUUCACCCGGAUAAAAUGCAUCGAAUCUGUUUCAAUCAACUUAUCAACCUUCGUUCUUGAUCUAAACCAACUAACCAAAGCUGUAAACCGUGCUACCGGUAGAUCAUUGAUAGCUAUUGAUGAAUUUGGAAAAGGAACAUCUCAACAUGAUGGAGUUGCUUUGUAUGCGGCAGUUUUAAAACAUUGGCUUUCUCAAGCUGAGGACUGCCCGUUUAUUCUUGCAGCCACACAUUAUCAUUCUAUAUUCAAACUAAAACUUCUUCCACCAUCACCUCUGGUUAAGUUCAAGACUUUUGAUGUAAUUUCAGACAGCAAUGGUAUUGUUUAUCUUUAUAAACUUAUUGAUGGAUACUGCCUUCGUUCACAGGCAAAUCAUGUGGCUAAACUGGCAGGUCUUGAUGAUACUAUCCUUGAGCGUGCUGGGGAAGUUUUAGAGCUCACAUCCCAACAACAGCAUAUAACAUCACUGUGGAAAUGUGACAGCAAUCAUAUAAGAAUUGUUAAAAUGUUUAUGUCGUCUAAUUUUGAAGACUCUUCAAGUUUUGAAACUUUUCUUCGUGAAAUAAAUAAAUUGUCUAGCAUUGAUUAGAGAUCCAAUUAAGAUUGAUGCAUUAUUUAUAACGUAAAUUUUUCACUGAAACUUAAUAAUCGAUUUAUUUUUUGUUGAUUAAAUUUGUUAAGUUAUUUAAGUCAGUUUUGAUGCUUUUGUUAUUGGAAUGCAUAACUUUAUUACUGGAUUCCAGGA